AUGCCGACCAAUAAUCAAACCACGCGAUCUCGUGAGAGAAAUCCGAUCCCAUCUUGUAUUGUCACAGCCCUUUCAAAACAACAAGACAAACUAUAUAUAUUGCAUUUAGAAAGAGACUUGAUAAAAUUUAUUAAGAAUUCAAUUUUGGGAAAUAUCAAACAGCCUGAAUAUAUUAUCCAAGCACAAUACUUGAAGAAUAGUUAUUACCGAUUGUUAAGCCAUCAAUUAUGUCACUAUUAUUGUUUACAACAUUGGAACAACACUUUUAAUGAAAUUAGAGUUACUCCGACUUUAAACUUUAACUACCAGGAAUUCGUGCAAAAAAUUGAAAGUUCAGAGGAUAAGGAAGUCGGAGAGUUUGUUAAGAUUUCUAGUAUUGCACACAAGUAUACAACUGAUAAUGAACCUUCUGUCAAGCCUGAACCAGUUCAAAAGAAGAAGUUGUUGGUAAAGCAUUUACAUGAGGAAUUACCAAGCACUCCAGAAAGUCCGUCAUCAGAGUGUCCAGUGUCAGAAUCCUCGGAGAAUACUGGAAGUAUUGAAAGUGAAAGAGAGAACAAAAUUCUUCUUUAUAUGAAAUUAAGAGAAGAGAUUUUUGACAAUGACGAAGAAGAUGAAGAGGAUGAAGAGGACGAAGAUGAAGAUGAAGAAGAACAAGAAGUACAAAAGGAGAACAAAUCUAACUACAUUGAUAGAAUAGAACUAGAAAGAAGAAUUUUGAACAAUCCGUAUAUUAUUAUCCCAGGUGACAGGCGUUAA
This is a messenger RNA of Candida tropicalis MYA-3404, 759 nucleotides long. RefSeq names its product Fgr44p (gene FGR44). The transcript has a single exon. Gene Ontology annotation, molecular function: nucleic acid binding. NCBI's taxonomy places the organism in Eukaryota, Fungi, Ascomycota, Pichiomycetes, Serinales, Debaryomycetaceae. Bases 1 to 759 code for a protein of 252 amino acids. The record is from RefSeq and is a predicted model, not a curated record.